AUGGUCGGACCUACAAUUGAGGCUGAUCUUUUCACAUUGUUGACUCGAUUUCGAUCUCAUGCCUAUGCUCUUACCGCGGACAUUAAGAAAAUGUACCGGCAGGUGUUAGUGCAUCCAGACGAUGCAGUGUAUCAAAAGAUAUUAUUUCGAGAAGAUCCAAAUGAUAGCUUGAAAGAAUUUUCUUUAGACACCGUCACAUACGGUACUUCUUGCGCUCCUUUUCUCGCCAUUCGGGCCCUAAGUCAAUUAGCUGAGGAUGAAGGGGCUAAACAUCCUAUCGCAUCAAACGUGCUGAAAAAGGACUUUCACGUCGAUGACCUAUUGAUCGGUGUGAAAACGCACGCCGAAGCCAAAUUCCUUCGCGAUGACAUAACUGCACUCUUGCAGAAGGGCGGUUUCCCUCUUAGAAAAUGGGCCUCCAAUGACUCUUUAUUAGUGCCUGAAAAUUCAGACAAUUCCACUAGUACACAUAUGUCGCUCGAUCCAAAUGCAACCAUUAAAACACUAGGGAUUCAUUUGAAUUCCCUUCCAGAUUCGAUUUUCUACCAGAUAAACCUUUCGGAAUUCUCAAAUGUAGUAACCAAACGUUCAAUUUUAUCGCAAGUUGCUAAACUAUUCGACCCGUUAGGAUUACUCGGUCCAGUUAUCGUGAAAGCAAAAAUUUUGAUUCAAGUACUUUGGAAGGCUGGGGUCGGUUGGGACAGUCCGAUUCCAAUGGAAGUGCUCACUAUGUGGACGCAAUUUAAAAAGCAAUUGCCGCUCCUAGGUGAAGUUAAUUUUAAUCGAUUAAUUAUCGCACCUGACACCUCUGAAAUUGAAAUACACGGCUUCAGCGAUGCAAGCGAAAAAGCGUACGGAGCCUGCAUUUACUUGCGUUCCAUGGAUUCUCAAGGUAUACAUCAUAUUUCGCUCGUUUGCUCUAAAUCCAGAGUCGCUCCUGUGAAUCCCGUGACAUUGCCACGUCUCGAAUUAAGCGCGGCCCUUUUACUCGAUCGCUUAUACGCCGCGGUGAAACAAGCUCUGGAAGUCCAAAUCAAUCAAACCUACUUGUGGUCAGAUUCCACCAUAACUUUAAGUUGGGUAAACACAGAACCUCAUCUUUUAAAAACUUUCGCUGCAAAUCGAGUCGCGGAAAUAAAAAAAACUCGCUACCUCCUGUGA
Molecule: messenger RNA, 1161 nt
Organism: Belonocnema kinseyi
Lineage: Eukaryota; Metazoa; Arthropoda; Insecta; Hymenoptera; Cynipidae
Exons: 1
Coding region: 1-1161 (386 amino acids)
Source: RefSeq, a predicted model, not a curated record